AUUAAUAUCGUUGUUUCUGAUCGAUUUUCUGCUGAGGAUACGACCGCAAUUUCUGAUGAUCGUACUGUAUUCGCAUUUCAUGUUCGAGGUGUUGGCAUAAAAAUUACAAAGAGUCGAUUUCAUCAACAAAUCCAAGCCCAUCUAAGUACUCUCUCUGUGAUGUCUCCACGUUUUCUGGAUCGUACAACGCAGUUACCUUUGUGUCUUGCUAAGACCACGCAGCAGGUCACUGGCAAGCAUCUGCUCUCUAUCAAUCUCUGUAUAGCCGAUAAAUCUUCACCAAAUUUUGAGUCCAUUUAUAGGAACACUCGUCAUCGACUUGAAUGUGAUUUUGACUCUUUUCAGAUUUGUCUGCACCAAGAGGCCUUGGUUUUGAUUAUCGACUAUGUCAAUCGUCUUUUGCCAGCUAUACAUCCGAUCUUAUCUGAACAGGCGCAGGCUGCUGGUCAUUCAGGCAUCAGUCAUGCUCUCGAGGAUCCAUGUAUGCGGGCGAGCACUCUAUCAUUUCCUGCAUCCUCUGAUAUCCAUAGCACUCCUAGUAAUGCGCCUGGUAAGGCAUUUGGCGUUAGUCUUGCAGCAUUGCAGUGGGCAGACCGCCUUGGUGACGCUGAGGGCCGCGCAUUGGCUGCCCUGCGUGUGGGUCGGCAGGUGGAACAUAGGUUAGGCACCAAAGCGGAUCGCCAACUGCCUAUACGUGUGACUCCAGUCAGUGCCAUUAGUAGCAUUUCAGCUAGGAAGGCGGAACGUCGAAAUAUUCGCCUCAAUGCUUACGAGCAAGCCAAGUCAAAAGGUUAG
Molecule: messenger RNA, 795 nt
Organism: Protopolystoma xenopodis
Lineage: Eukaryota; Metazoa; Platyhelminthes; Monogenea; Polystomatidea; Polystomatidae
Source: the annotation of a GenBank genome assembly